Papaver somniferum (opium poppy) is the source of this 1264-nucleotide messenger RNA. Its product is annotated as protein trichome birefringence-like 34. Bases 1 to 1173 code for a protein of 390 amino acids. Gene Ontology annotation, molecular function: O-acetyltransferase activity. Gene Ontology annotation, cellular component: Golgi apparatus. The record is from RefSeq and is a predicted model, not a curated record. Lineage: Eukaryota; Viridiplantae; Streptophyta; Magnoliopsida; Ranunculales; Papaveraceae. The transcript has 6 exons.
AUGAAGGGUUACAGCGAGACAACAAUGAAGCAUAACGAGACGGCCAUGAAAAGUUACAACGAGACAGUGAAGGUUUACAACAAGACGACAACGAAGGGUUACAACGGGACGGCUAUGAACAACGAAACUUGUGAUCUUUUUUCAGGUAAAUGGGUUUACGAUAAUUCGACAAAUCCUUUGUAUUCUUGGAAGCAGUGCUCAUUCUUGAUUGAUGAGUUUGCUUGUGAGAAGUUUGGAAGAAAGGAUUUAAGCUAUCAGAAUUGGAGAUGGCAACCCAACCAGUGUGACUUACCAAGGUUCAAUGCCAGAGCAUUACUGGAGAGAUUGAGAGGGAAAAGAAUGGUCUUUGUUGGAGAUUCACUAAACAGAAAUCAAUGGGUUUCCAUGGUUUGUCUGGUGGAAUCUGUAAUCCCAUCAGCAUUCAAGUCUGUGAACAUCACCGGUUCUUUCAGAAUCUUUAAUGCCAUUGAAUAUAAUGCAACCAUUGAAUUUUACUGGGCGCCCUUAAUGGUUGAAUCAAAUUCGGAUAAUCCGGUGUACCACCGAGUACCACAUCGAAUAGUCAGAGCUGGGGCUAUUGAAAAACAUGCGAUUCACUGGACUGAUGCUGAUAUACUUGUCUUUGAUUCCUACCUUUGGUGGAAAGUACCAAAACUAGAAGUCUUAUGGGAAUCCUUUGAAAAAUCUACUGAAGGAAUCUACAAAGAUUUAGGAAUGGUGGGCAAUUUUGAAGUGGCUCUAAAAGCAUGGUCCGACUGGCUUGAAAAUCGUAUCAACCGUACAAGGACACAAUUGUUUUUCAACAGCAUGUCACCAACACAUGAUAGGGCAGCUGAAUGGGGAAUGAGAAAAGAAGGAAACUGUUACAGCGAAACAGAACCGAUAUUACAAGAACAUUACUGGGGUAAACGAACAAAUCCAGACAUUAUGAAGGCCGUGGAGAGUGCAGUCAAUAAAUUGAAAGUUAAAGGUGUUGAUGUGAAAAUAAUGAAUAUUACACAACUAUCAGAAUACAGAAAAGAAGCCCAUCCUUCUAUGUAUAAAAGAAUAUGGGAUACAUUAACUCCAGAACAAAUAUCAAACCCUGCUAGUUAUUCUGAUUGUAUGCAUUGGUGCCUUCCUGGGGUCCCUGAUACUUGGAAUGAGCUCCUUUAUGCUUACUUACUGCCCUAGUGAAUAAUUCUAGAACAUACGUUGUAAAUUUGAGAUACUUUUGAUCUAAUAAGAAGCAAAGAACAAAAUUAGAAGUUCUGAAACCUAUGCC